UUCGCUCAGUGUCUCGCACGCGCUGGUGGUGAUCGCACAAUUCCCGACAGACCGAUCCGUGUUCCUCCCCCCACCACCUCCAGCCCCGCUCGCUCGACCUUCCCCGAAUUAGACACACUCGCGCGCUCAUCCCGCUAGGACGCCCGGCAGACGCGGACCAACCAGUGAAAGUGGUCUCCAGAGGGAAACACAGCACGCUCUCGCCCAGCUCGCCCCUUCCAGAUAAGUGUCGUCGAUUCCGAAGGAAAGAUGACCUCCGUCAGCGCUGUCUUCGUGUUGGGUCUCGCCUCCCUGGUCGCGGGGACGGAGUUCGCAUCGCAGUUGAGGAAAUGCCGCGUCGACAAUCAGAAUGCUCUCAACACUUGCCUCAAACAGAUCAUGGAGGAUCUGAGGCCGCGCACCAAGACAGGUAUCCCCGAGCUCGGCCUGCCUAUCCUGGAGCCUAUGCACAUCAACAACAUCGUUUUUCGCCAAGGAGACGGAGCUGUUAAUGUGCAAGCGAAGUUCAUGCAGGUGAAAGUGCAAGGUCUCUCCAACUAUACCACGUCCCAUGUCAACGCCGACCCGCAGGCACUGACGCUCUCCGUGGGUCUCAAAGUCCCCGAACUCCGCGUGGCCGGACUCUAUGAACUCAAGGGACAGGUCAUCGUCUUCCCCGUGAGCGGAUCUGGAAGCUUCUGGACCAACCUCAACAACAUCGAUGCCUCCGGAGUGGGGAAGCUGAGCGUGCAGCAAGGGCCCGACGGCCAGGAGCGCCUCAGAGUGUCCGACACCCGCAUCAACUUCGACAUCCGGGACAUCUCGCUCCACCUGAGCAACCUCUUCAAUGGGGAUCCUAUCCUGGGUGAGACGGUGAACCACUUCCUAAACCAGAACAGCCAGGAGGUCCUUCGCGACGUCAAGCCCGAAGUCUCUCGCCAGCUCAACGUCCUCAUCCAGAGAGUGAUGAACGACGCUCUCUCACAGCUCCCCGUCAGCUCCUUCCUCAUCACUAAUUGAGAGAACGAAGAGGGAGGGGAAGGAGAGAGGGACAGGAUGAAUAGGAAGCUCUUCUAGUGAAAGAACGAAGAGGGAGGGAAGAGGGAGGGGAAAAGAGAAAGACAGAAAGGGAAAGAAGAGAAGGAGAGAAAGUCUUGGGAAUUGGGGAUAAGGAGAAGAGAUAAGAAAAGGGACAGAACCAAGAGGAGGAAUAGGAGUAGGGGGACGGUAGCAGGAUGGGAAAGGAAAGGAAGGACGGGCAGGGAGAAAAAGGCAGCCUAUGUCUUACUCGCUCUCCAUGUCCAAUGGAAGAAUCCUGAUGCAUCUUUUUCAAACGACUGUCAUAAAAGGUAGACUCGUCUAGACUUCCAUGGGUGUUUCUGCCAUGCUUUAAGUAUGAAGACAGCGGAUGUAUUUUUAAACAUCAUGAUUAUAAGUGUGUGUGUGUGUGUGUGUGUGUGUGUAUAUAUAGUUACACACAUAGACGCAAAUAUAGACUCCAUACAGUAUUCAGAACUAUGUUAUUCAUGUAUCAACUUUUCUUACGACAAACAAGUAGUUAAAACGUAGAUGAGUAGUUAAGGUUCAUUGUUUUGUUACAAAAUCUACCUACGCAAAAAAAAAAAAAAAAAAAAAAAAAAAAAAAAAAAAAAAAAAAAAAAGACUGUCAUAGCUGAAUGUUCUUCCAGUUCAAUAAAGAAGUUAAAACCUUAUUUGUGUUAAAACAUUUAAAAUGUUACACCGGCUGAAUUGAGUUUUAAUGCAACAAUGCCUUGCAACAAGAUCUCAAGAGGUUAUAAGAAAUGUAACAUAGCUAGGAAUCCUGUGACUGUUUGAUGGCUGUAAAAAAUGAAUCAAUGAAAUGCACGAUUGCUUU
Penaeus monodon (black tiger shrimp) is the source of this 1855-nucleotide messenger RNA. Its product is annotated as protein takeout-like. The transcript has 6 exons. Bases 250 to 999 code for a protein of 249 amino acids. Lineage: Eukaryota; Metazoa; Arthropoda; Malacostraca; Decapoda; Penaeidae. The record is from RefSeq and is a predicted model, not a curated record.